Liolophura sinensis is the source of this 2563-nucleotide messenger RNA. Its product is annotated as retinoic acid receptor alpha-B-like. Gene Ontology annotation, molecular function: sequence-specific DNA binding; zinc ion binding; DNA-binding transcription factor activity. The transcript has 7 exons. The record is from RefSeq and is a predicted model, not a curated record. NCBI's taxonomy places the organism in Eukaryota, Metazoa, Mollusca, Polyplacophora, Chitonida, Chitonidae. Gene Ontology annotation, biological process: regulation of DNA-templated transcription. Bases 156 to 1397 code for a protein of 413 amino acids.
GUCACGGAAACUGAACAUCCGACAAUAAGCUGUGUUUGAUCAGACACACUGAGGUGAAGAAAUCUUGCUGCCGCCUACGCGCUGUGUCAGGUUGCACGACAUGAACAACUCGACCUGAUGUGUGUACUGAUGUUGUGGACUGACCCUCUGUUACCAUGGUUUUGACAUCAGACAGCGCCAAUCUGGUGCCAAGCCCAGAAUCUUCUGCCACACCAUUAUUACCUCCAUGCCGCAUUUGUGAGGAGAAGGCUUCAGGCCUUCACUAUGGGGUGAACACAUGCGAGGCAUGUAAGGGCUUUUUCAGAAGAAGUUUGAACAGGAAAGUGCCGUACCGAUGCUCAGGCAGCAAAACCUGUAAUAUAGGACCUGGCAAAAGAAAUAGUUGUGCUUACUGUAGGUUUCAAAAAUGUCUGGAUUGUGGUAUGUCCAAAGAUGCCAUUAAGACCGGGCGAUACACACACGAGAAAAGAACCCGCGACAUAGAGGAAGUAAAGAGGCUGAUGGGAAAGGAGGACAAAGAACCUAUGUGUAUAGACACGCCCAUGUCUGACUCUCCGUGUUGUAAGUCCAUUGUCAGAGAGGAAGACAUUGAGGUGGAGAGUAUUGUGGAGCUAGUGGUGAAGGCCAGUACACAGUUUGAUAUCCAUGCCAAGCUCGUGGAGUCCAAGGAGGAUUUAUUCCUCAAACAACAAGAAUAUUAUGAACAUUAUAAACUGAAGGGUCAGAUAUUUGGCACACUGAACACUUUAUCAAAGCAAGAAUACCGAGCAUUUUACGAAGCAACAGGGAUUGAUCUUGAUGACAGACGGCAGAUGGUGAAAGGGUUGACAGUGGUCAUGGAACAAGGCAUCAUGAGAUAUAUACAGUUUGCCAAGGCCAUUCCCGAGUUUGAGACCCUGACACUGGAUGACCAGGCCUCCCUUAUCAAAAGUUCCCGGUUUGAGUACUGGUUCUUGUGUACGUACAGGUGGAUGAACUCUGACCUCCAGGUUGGCAUCUCUCCCACGGGCCAGUGUUACCAUGUACAGGAGAUCGCCCGUGUCUGGGAGAUAGACUUUGUCACAGAGGUGUUUGCCAUGUCAAAACGAUUUCAGAACCUGAAACUCUCCCUGGAGGAAACAUCAUUACUUAAGGCUAUUGUCAUCACAUUUACUGACCGAUGUACCUUGGGGAAUGACAAACAGGUGGAGGAAAUCCAGUGGAAAUUAGUGCUGUGUUUGAAACACUAUGUAGAGAAGGUACACCCGGAGGAGAAGCUGAGGUUUGCUCGUAUCAUCGACCGCAUCACAGCUCUGAGGGACUUGACUGAGUGGAACUAUAAGCUGGCAAACAGUCUCAAAAUGGAGUGGCCAGAAAUUCAGGGAUCACCUCUGUUGUAUGAAAUCCUGACCUUGUAAUGACAGGUGCAGAGAGAGAAUCAGAGAUAGGUCAGAAAUACAAGGAGCACCUUUCUUGUUAGAAAUGCUGACAUUUGUAGUUAUGGGUCUGUAUAGUGAAUCCAAGAUCAGGGAUCACUUCAUUUGUACAAGAUCCUGACCUUGUAAUACUGGGUCUGGAAAGUGAAUCGGACAGUGGCCAGAAAUGCAGGGAUCACCUCACUUGUCCAAAAUCCAGACCUUGUAGUGAUUGGUCUGGAGGGUGAAUCGAACAGUGGCCAGAAAUACGGGGAUCACUUGUCGUGUAUCGAAUCCUGGCCUUGUAUGUCCAGGGCUGCGAAGUGAAUCAGAGAUGUUUAAAUGUACGCCAAUUUGACAGCUACAGAACCAGUUUAAAAUGUGCUUGAUUGGCUAAGACCCAGUUCUGACCCUGCUCAAAGGAAAGCUCAACAUGGGCAUGACAAUUGUUAUCGGUGACUGACAUCUGUGUGAACGAGAACCAGAUGUGAAUGUAAUUGUUGGGAACAAGAAAGCGAAUGUUCUUGUGCUGACGAAAUGGAUAUUAUUACAGGGUUUUUUACACUACAUGGUGCCUUUUGAGAAAAAAGCCGUUAAAAUAUAUUUUCACAACAUGUAUGUAUACAUGUACAGAUGUAGAUGACAGCUGUGUGUAGAUUCAAUUGUCGUAGGUACUGGAACAUAUCUAUACAUAUAUGCACACACAUGUAUUCCCAGAGCUGUGAUUUUAUGUAUUUUCUGUGUGUAUUUGGCGAGUGAUGUUAGUAUGAUGAACCAGGUAAACAGUGACAAUCACUCACCAAAUACAAAGUAAUGACAGCUGAAAUUGCAAGACUUCAGAAGCCUGGUGAAGUGAUGUAUGUGUAUUGUGGCUGGCUUGGAAUGGUGCUCUAUAGUAUGUGUGAUUAUUUGCUUAUUCACUGCAAAGGAGUUUGUCCAGAAGUAUUCCAACACAAGGCAGGUUCUGAACUAGGUGUGAACCGCAAUGAUGUCCAAUAUUAUGAUUCUGCACGACAGACGAAAGAACUGCCCUGAACUGAACUUCAGGGUAAAAUGUAGGGGUGGUCCAGUGCUGGUCUGGACAUGCUGUUACAAACCUGGUCUGCACAUGCUGUUACAAACCUGUGCUGAAUAUGCUGUUGCAGGCCUGUGCUGGAUAUGCUGUUGUA